AUGGUUCAUCACAAGGUAACAAUUAUUGGUUCCGGCCCAGCAGCCCACACCGCCGCCAUUUACUUGGCUAGAGCAGAAAUCAAGCCUACCCUAUACGAGGGUUUCAUGGCUAAUGGUAUCGCCGCCGGUGGUCAACUAACAACCACCACUGAAAUCGAAAACUUCCCAGGUUUCCCAGAAGGUUUGACCGGUAGUGAAUUGAUGGAUAAGAUGAAGGCUCAAUCUGUCAAGUUUGGUACCGAGGUGAUUACCGAAACCGUUGCAAAGGUGGACUUGUCCAGCAAGCCAUUCAAGUUCUGGACCGAAUUCAACGAGGACCAAGAACCAGAAACUACCGAUGCCAUUAUCUUGGCUACCGGUGCCUCCGCUAAGCGUCUACACUUGCCAGGUGAAGAGAAGUACUGGCAACAGGGUAUCUCCGCCUGUGCCGUUUGUGACGGUGCAGUGCCAAUCUUCAGAAACAAGCCAUUGGCUGUCAUCGGUGGUGGUGACUCUGCCUGUGAAGAAGCACAAUUUUUGACCAAGUACGGUUCCAAGGUGUACAUGCUUGUCAGAAAGGACCACUUGCGUGCCUCUCAAAUCAUGCAAAGACGUGCUGAACAAAACGAAAAGAUCGAAAUCUUGUACAACCACGUCACCUUGGAAGCCAAGGGUGACGACAAGUACUUGAAUGCAUUGAAGGUCAAGAACGUAAAGACCAAUGAAGAAUACGACUUGCCAGUUAACGGAUUAUUCUACGCCAUUGGUCACUCCCCAGCUACCAAAAUUGUUGCUGGACAAGUCGAUCUUGACGAUGCUGGCUACGUUAAGACCGUCCCAGGCUCCUCUUUGACUAGCGUCCCAGGUGUUUUCGCUGCUGGUGAUGUCCAAGAUUCUAGAUACAGACAAGCUAUCACUUCCGCUGGCUCUGGUUGUAUGGCCGCUUUGGAUGCUGAAAAGUACCUAACUGAAUUGGAAUAA
Molecule: messenger RNA, 960 nt
Organism: Kluyveromyces marxianus DMKU3-1042
Lineage: Eukaryota; Fungi; Ascomycota; Saccharomycetes; Saccharomycetales; Saccharomycetaceae
Gene: TRR1
Product: thioredoxin-disulfide reductase
Exons: 1
Coding region: 1-960 (319 amino acids)
Biological process (GO): removal of superoxide radicals
Cellular component (GO): cytoplasm
Molecular function (GO): thioredoxin-disulfide reductase (NADPH) activity
Source: RefSeq, a predicted model, not a curated record